CACUGGACGGGCAGGCAAACAAACUGGACAGAUCUCUGCACCCCUCAACCUGACGGAAGCGGGCUCAGACGUCCCAAUCCGGGUCCGGGGUACUCAGGAGGACUGUCUCAGCCCGGUGCCAGGAGGGCUUCGCGGAGGAGGCGCCGCAGCUCCGGGCGCGCCUGGCCAGACGUGCGCGCAGCCCCCUUCGGGCACGCACGCGCUCCCUCCCGCGCACGCGCGCGCUCCCUCCCGCGCACGCGUGUGCUCCGUGCACCGUGCUCAGGUCCCCGCGAGCGCAGGUUCCAGGCGGGCCCGGCGGGCGGGGGCCUCAGGGGCGCGGGCCGUUGGCGGCGGCCCGGAUGAGAGGCGCGCUCCGUCCAGGCCCCGUGACAGGCGCCCGAGGCCCGCCUCUGUCCGGCUGUCCUUCAGGUAGUCCUUGCGACCAGCUGGCGCAGCCCAAGGGGCCUUGCCUAGGGUCUGGAGAGGGUAGUCCCACCCUGAGAAAGGGGCUCAGGAGGCUCGGGGUGGCUGAGCUCUGCGACCAUGAAGGUCAAAGUCAUCCCUGUGCUUGAGGACAACUACAUGUACCUGGUCAUCGAAGAGCACACGCGGGAGGCUGUGGCCGUGGACGUGGCCGUGCCCAAAAGGGCCCGUCCCCUGCCUGGGGCACUGUGCACCCGGGCCUGGCGCCCCAACACAGGCAGCUACCUGGACCACCUGCAUCUCCCUAACUCCCAUCCCUUUCAGCUGCUGGAGAUCGUGGGCCGGGAGGGGGUAUCACUGACAACUGUGCUGACCACCCAUCACCACUGGGACCACGCCCGGGGCAACACGGAGCUGGCAAGGCUGCUGCCUGGCCUGGUGGUGCUGGGCGCAGAUGAGCGCAUCUGUGCGCUGACCCGCAGGCUGGCACAUGGCGAGGAGCUGCGGUUUGGGGCCAUCCACGUGCGCUGCCUCCUGACGCCCGGCCACACCUUGGGCCACAUGAGCUACUUCCUGUGGGAAGAUGAGUGUCUGGACCCGCCCGCCGUGUUCUCGGGGGACGCAUUGUCUGUGGCCGGCUGCGGCUCACGCCUGGAGACGACAGCUCAGCAGAUGUACCACAGCUUGGUGGAGACCCUGGGCACCCUGCCCCCUGAGACAAAGGUGUUCUGUGGUCACGAGCACACACUGGGCAACCUCGAGUUUGCACAAAAAGUGGAGCCUUGGAACAACCACGUGAAGGCCAAGCUAUCGUGGGCCAAGAAGAGGGAUGAGGAUGAUGUGCCCACGGUGCCCUCAACCCUGGGCGAGGAGCUCCUUUACAACCCCUUCCUGAGGGUGGCAGAGGAGCCUGUGCGCAAGUUCACAGGAAAGGUCGCCCCAGCUGAAGUCCUGGAAGUGCUCUGCAGAGAACGAGCAAGCUUUGAGCGGGCAGCUGAGCCGCUGCAGCCACAGGCCCGGGCACUCCUUGCGCUGCAGUGGGGGCUCCUGAGCAUGCCACGGCCAAAGUGAGCCCUACGUGGGCUGGGCCACACGCCCCUCCUCCCUUGACCCACAGGAGGAUCGAGACUUCCCAGCCCUGCCCAGCCUUAGAGGGUGGGCACCCUGGCCUUUCCUGGUAUUGGACACCCGGGGCCCCUCUCUGGGCCACAGUCAGCCCUGAGACCUGGGUGUUUGCGAAGCAGCCUAGUGGGGUGCACAGGGCUCCUGAACUUUGAAUAAAGCUUUGAAAGGCCUCUUUUUUGAUGCUGGUAAACACUCUUGAAGAGAAGCCGGUUUCAGAGAGUUCCCUUUACUAGAAGUGAGCUUCUCGGGGCCAGGCCUGGUGGGCUGAAUGCAAUCUGCCCUCCCCCUGCCCCUUAAGUGGGGGUCCAGCUGUGGACACAGGACUCAGCCAGAGAGACCACUGAGGCCUGAUAGCAAGAGUCCUUCCCACCUGGACUCAGCCCCCAAGACACAGGUUCUCAAGCCCCAGAGACCGCAGCUUCGUUGAACACCUGGUUCUAGGUGGAGGGAACACCCAUCCCCAGCUGGGGUCAUGGGCCAGGUGCCUGUCUCCUGCCAGUGUCCUCUGCUGCCCAUUGUGGCAGGGUUCCCCAAUCUCUGCUGUGAGCUUGACCAGCCUGGCAGGUCCAGCCUAUCACCACCCUCCACAUCGCAGCUUCAGGUGACUCUAG
Physeter macrocephalus (sperm whale) is the source of this 2141-nucleotide messenger RNA. It is a transcript of the gene HAGHL, whose product is annotated as hydroxyacylglutathione hydrolase like. Lineage: Eukaryota; Metazoa; Chordata; Mammalia; Artiodactyla; Physeteridae. The transcript has 9 exons. The record is from RefSeq and is a predicted model, not a curated record. Gene Ontology annotation, molecular function: hydroxyacylglutathione hydrolase activity. Bases 526 to 1476 code for a protein of 316 amino acids.